AUGUAUCUUUCAACCCCUAUCUUUCUUGUCUCUUUGGCGGCUAUAGCUAGUGCUGCACCUGUAAGCCCAGCUACACCAUCCGUGCUCGAAAAAAGAGCGAACUAUUGUGGAGAUUCGACAUUUGACAAUGCAAGCUCGAGUGCUUCUCCCUUAAUCGCUGAUUGUCAAACGCUUUCUUCAAAUUUUGCAAACGAUGGCAGCUGGACAUUCGGUCAAGCGCACCGUACUAUUGGAACCUACGGAACUUGUGCAUUUAGUGUUGUUGGGGAAUAUGAAUUUACAAGAGUUGGCAACGAGGAUGUGAGAGAUCUGAUCCGCGAUUCCAUUGCAAAGUUUUCGUGGCAAGGAAAGGUUGGGGCCGGUGGAUCAAUGUCCUGUGGUGGUAAUAGAGUUUGGUGGGGCCUCUAUCAUGCUUAA
Exserohilum turcica Et28A is the source of this 417-nucleotide messenger RNA. RefSeq lists its product as uncharacterized. NCBI's taxonomy places the organism in Eukaryota, Fungi, Ascomycota, Dothideomycetes, Pleosporales, Pleosporaceae. The record is from RefSeq and is a predicted model, not a curated record. The transcript has 2 exons. Bases 1 to 417 code for a protein of 138 amino acids.